CGGCGGCUGCGGUCCUUGCCGGCCGCUGCUCCCGAGCCGUAGCGGUCUCAGGUGUACGUCAGCUCGGCUCAGUGCCAUGAUCCGGCAGGAGCUCUCCACAUCCUACCAGGAGCUGAGUGAGGAGUUGGAUCAGGUGGUUGAGAACUCAGAGCGGACGGACGAGCAGGAAAAGGAGACAGACGGAGUCCAAGGUCCAGGAGUUUUACCAGCCCUGGACAGCGAGUCCGCCUCCAGCAGCAUCCGCUUCAGCAAGGCCUGCCUGAAGAACGUCUUCUCCGUCCUGCUCAUCCUCAUCUACCUGCUGCUCAUGGCCGUGGCCGUCUUCCUGGUCUACCAGACCAUCACAGACUUCCGAGAGAAGCUCAAGCACCCCGUCAUGUCGGUGUCUUACAAGGAGGUGGAUCGCUAUGACGCCCCAGGGAUUGCUCUGUACCCGGGUCAGGCCCAGCUGCUCAGCUGCAAGCACUAUUACGAGGUCAUUCCGCCUCUGAGGAGCCCCGGCCAGCCGGGUGACAUGGACUGCACCACCCAGAGGAUCAACUACACGGACCCUUUCUCCAACCAGACCCUGAAAUCCGCCCUGAUUGUGCAGGGGCCCCGCGAGGUGAAGAAGCGCGAGCUGGUCUUCCUCCAGUUCCGCCUGAACGAGAGCAGCGAGGACUUCAGCGCCAUCGAUUACCUCCUCUUCUCGUCCUUCCAGGAGUUCCUGCGCAGCCCAGACAGGGUGGGCUUCAUGCAGGCCUGUGAGAGCGCCUAUUCCAGCUGGAAGUUUUCCGGGGGCUUCCGCACAUGGGUCAAGAUGUCCCUGGUGAAGACGAAGGAAGAGGACGGGCGGGAGGCGGUGGAGUUCCGGCAGGAGACCAGCGUGGUCAACUACAUUGACCAGAGGCCAGCCGCCGAAAGGAGCGCUCAGUUGUUUUUUGUGGUCUUUGAAUGGAAAGAUCCUUUCAUCCAGAAAGUCCAAGACAUAAUCACCGCCAAUCCUUGGAACACAAUCGCCCUUCUCUGUGGGGCCUUCCUGGCGUUGUUUAAAGCGGCAGAGUUUGCCAAACUGAGUGUGAAGUGGAUGAUCAAAAUUAGGAAGAGAUACCUUAAAAAAAGAGGUCAGGCAGCAAACCACAUAAGCUGAGGUGGCCUCGUGGUGUUGGUAGAACUGCCCCCGGCGAUGGAAGUUCUCGUCAUUUCUGUUUUGGUAAACGGAGCGGCCAGCGGCCCUGUGCUCACCUGCCACGGCCUCGCUGGGAGGACCAGCCUGCCGGACCGCAGCUUCUAAUCUGGCCCCGAAAGAGGAUGUUUAGAGCCUAAUGGAACAGAUCCGGUGGAUAACCUACAACCUAUUUAAAUACUUAAAUUAUUAAUGAACAUUUUUGGACAUAUGAAUAGGGAUUGUGGAAGAUGGAAUUAGCUAUGUCUCAGGUUUUCUGAAGGUUUGUGAAGCUGCCUUUCUUCCUUGGUUUGGUGUAUAGUUAAGCUCUAACGGGAUGAUCCAGGCUCUACAUUUCACCUUAGUCCCCCCCCACCCCCGAGGUUUUUAUAAAGUGGACAGAAGAGUGAUUUUUUUCCCCCAAAUCCUGAGGCUGCAGAUGUGCAGGUUCUGCGUUGAGCCCUCUGCACCCCGUACCCAAGGGCAGAAUCCGUUGUCUCCAGCCUCACCCGCCAGUUCCAUCAUCCAGCCUCUGACACGCGCUCUCAUUUGUUAAAUUUUAAAUGGGACUUUUGUAAAGCUUCUAGAAAGUAGUGCUAAGAUAUCUUGAGGAUUGACUAGCCACCUACGUGUCUGGCUCCGGUAUCUGUUGAUGCGGGUAUGAGCGCGCAGUGAUUAACAUGCAGAAGCCCUGGGACAUGUGUACAGAGGAGGUGCCUACUCAGUGUAUUUUGAUGAUUUUAUUAACAGGUAAAUAAAAGUUAGGUUAAUGCAAAAGGA
Molecule: messenger RNA, 1924 nt
Organism: Enhydra lutris kenyoni (northern sea otter)
Lineage: Eukaryota; Metazoa; Chordata; Mammalia; Carnivora; Mustelidae
Gene: PACC1
Product: transmembrane protein 206
Exons: 8
Coding region: 77-1129 (350 amino acids)
Cellular component (GO): cell surface
Source: RefSeq, a predicted model, not a curated record